CACAGGAACUGAAAGUGCUGCUGCUCUUCCUUUUCCUCUAGUUUCCAGGCAGCCCACCGCGGGGGAAGAAGCGCUCUCCUCCCGCAGACUGCCAGGCUCCUACUUCUCACGGACUGCCGACGCUGCCAGGCAGUGGCGACGGCUAAAACACAGGACCGGAUCAACGGACCUUUUUUAUUUCGGUCGGAAACACUAAGCGAAACCCCCGUGAAGGGAGUGGAUUAAAGUUCGGGUUUGUCGAGACGGAGAAAACCGUCGCUAACGGGCCGGUGUUGGCUGGAAGUUUCCGAGUGGAAGCGGAGCUGCGCCGUGAUGUGGUGACGCCGCUCCGCAGCCGCAUCGACGGGAAGCUAACGUUAGCCGAGGUGCUAACGCUGCUGGAUACUUUCCUCAUUUCGGCAGCUUUGGAGACCUGUUUCAAGAUUUUAUCAUUUUAAACACUUUGAAAUAGAUUUUAUAGUAUAUGUUUUACAAUGUUGCGUACUUUUAUACGAAACCGAGUAUUACGUGUUUGUUGAUAAAUUAAAAGUAGUGAGCGUUAGCUACCUAGCAGGCUAGUAGCUGUCGAUUUAAACUGACUCCAAGCCAAAGAUUUCUGUUUCAAAUUAGCUAGCCGCUCAGCAACAGUUUCCACGUCACCUGACUGGAUCACGGUGUAUCUGUCAGUUAUGAAAUGCUAUUUUCGAUUAGAAUAACUUUAUAUUUUAGGGUGCUUGUGUGUUUUUGAUGUGCAAAGAUCGACACUUUACUUCCAAAUCCAGGAAUGCAAUCAUCGAAUCACCAGCUCACUCGGGAAGCUAGCGUGCUAACACGGAGUUAGCCGGCCAAAGUUGGAAUACUGCCCCCCUCUCACUCUGUGUGGGUCUGAGGCCUUAAGGAAAUUUUAUUUUUCCCCCCUUCUAAAGGACUUGUCCACAGCCUUAAUCCCAACACCUGAACGGAAUUAAGAAUUCCCGAAUAACCCUGGAUAUUGUUGAAGACCGUUCCAUAGAGUUGGAUUUAGUUUAUCUCCAAAACGUGGAUUACAAAAGAGUUUGGAUUAACGUCAAAUUGCAAAGAUGAUGUGUGAGGUGAUGCCCACCAUCAGUGAGACCGAAGGGCCCGGCGGCGGGAACGGCGGCGGCCGCAGAGGCUCCGGGUCGCCGCUGCAGUCCGACUCUGAGGGUCACUUUGAGUCGUUGAUGGUGUCCAUGCUGGAGGAGCGGGACCGGCUCCUGGACACGCUGAGAGAAACUCAGGAGAACCUGGGCCUGACUCAGAGCAAGCUGCAUGAAGUCAGCCAUGAACGGGACUCCCUGCAGAGGCAGCUCAACACCGCUUUACCACAGGAGUUUGCUGCUCUGACGAAGGAGGUGAACAUCUACCGGGAGCAGCUCCUGGAGAAGGAGGAGGAGAUUGCAGAGCUGAAGGCAGAGAGAAACAACACCCGGCUGCUGCUGGAGCACCUGGAGUGCCUGGUGUCGCGUCAUGAGCGCAGUCUGAGGAUGACUGUGGUGAAGAGGCAGGCGCAGUCUCCUGCUGGCGUCUCCAGCGAGGUGGAGGUCCUUAAAGCUCUAAAGUCACUUUUUGAACACCACAAAGCCCUUGAUGAGAAGGUGAGAGAGAGACUUCGUGUUGCUUUAGAGCGAUGCAGUGCAUUGGAGGAGCAACUCACCAUCUCACACAAAGAACUUGCUUACCUCAGGGAACAGAGCGGCCAGAAACGAGGCCUGGCAGACGGAACCAGCGAAGUCAACCACACGUCUGAAAACACGCCCAGCACCAACGGCAAGCGCUCCUCGGACGGCUCGCUGAGUCAGGAGGAAGAGUCCGGGUUCGGGAAGGUCGGUGAGCUCCAGGAGGUGGUGGACCGUCAGACGGCUGAUCUGGGCCAGAUGAAGGAACGGAUGGUCGCCAUGGCGUCACGCAUCAACGAGCUGGAGGAGGACCUGGACACGGCAAGGAAGGACGUCAUAAAGUCUGAAGACACGAACACCAGGCUGCAGCGGGACCUCAGAGAGUCCAUGGCUCAGAAGGAGGACAUGGAGGAGAGGAUCACCACCCUGGAGAAGCGCUACCUCGCCGCUCAGCGGGAGGCCACGUCUGUCCACGACCUGAACGACAAGCUGGAGAACGAAGUGGCCAACAAGGACUCCCUGUACAGACAGUCCGAGGAAAGAAACCGUCAGCUGCAGGAGAAGCUGGAGCUGGCCGAGCAGAAGCUGCAGCAGACCAUCCGCAAGGCGGAGACUCUGCCUGAGGUGGAGGCUGAGUUGGCCCAGAGGGUCGCUGCCCUCACCAAGGCAGAGGAGCGCCAUGGCAACGUGGAGGAGCGGCUGAGACAGAUGGAGGCGCAGCUGGAGGAGAAGAACCAGGAACUGCUCAGGGCGAGGCAGCGGGAGAAGAUGAACGAAGAGCACAACAGACGUCUGUCUGAGACGGUGGACAAGCUGCUGUCCGAGUCCAACGAGAGGCUGCAGCUGCACCUCAAAGAGAGGAUGUCUGCUCUGGAGGACAAGAACGGCCUGGUCAGAGAACUGGAGCACACCAAGAAGCUGAUUGAGGAGUCUCACCAUGAGAAGGAGCAGCUCCUGAUCCAGAUUGAGACCAUGAGGGCAGAGAGUGAGCAGGGCAGGAGCCGGAGUAACUCCUUACUGCACGGGCGCUCUCAGCUGGGCAGCACUCCUGACUUCAGGUACCCGGUGUCGGCGUCCUCCAUGAUGGACAGCAACUCGGAUCAUUACGGCAGCGCUCUGGUUCUGAGACGGCCUCAGAAGGGCCGCGUGGCGGCGCUGCGGGACGAGCCGUCCAAGCGACAUGUGCAGACGCUGAACGAGCAGGAGUGGGAGCGCAUGCAGCAGGCUAACGUCCUGGCUAACGUGGCCCAGGCCUUCGACACCGACAUGGACGCGUCGGACCUGGAGGAGGACCGGGAGACCAUCUUCAGCUCGGUGGACCUGCUGUCCCCGGGUCAGGCCGACGCCCAGACGCUCGCCUUGAUGCUGCAGGAGCAGCUGGACGCCAUCAACAAUGAAAUCAGGAUGAUCCAAGAGGAGAAGGAGAGCACGGCGGUCCGAGCGGAGGAGAUCGAAUGCCGUGUCGGCGGCGGCAGCGACGGCGGCCUUGGAGGGCGUUUCCGCUCGCUCAGCUCCAUCCCGCCGUCUCUGUGCGGCGGCUCAUCGCUGGGCGGAUCGCCGCCCAACUCGGGCCAGUCCACCCCCAGACGCAUUCCCCGCAGCCCCAACAGGGAACUGGACCGCAUGGGGGUCAUGACCCUGCCUAGUGACCUGCGCAAGCAUCGCAGGAAGUCUUCGCAGGACGACAAGGCCACCAUCAGGUGUGAGACGUCGCCCCCCACCACGCCGCGCUCCAUGCGCCUGAACAGGGAGCUGGGACACGCGUCCAGCCAUGAAGACAUCAGAGACAUUCGAGGGCUGGGAGGCCUGCAGGACGGCCAGGGCAGCAACCCCAGCAGCAGCAACAGCAGCCAGGACUCGCUCAACAAAGCAGCCAAGAAGAAGAGCAUCAAGUCCUCCAUCGGACGCCUGUUUGGGAAGAAGGAGAAAGGCCGGCCCAGCGGUCCUGGGAAGGACUCGCCGAGCCAAGCCGGCACCCCUGAUGCAGACGGAUCUCCAAAGGACGGUCUGGGAAUGGGAACGUUAGGAGGUCCGUCUGAGAAGAACAGGAAGCUCCAGAAGAAUCCAAAGACCGGGCAUAAGUUACUGGAAGAGGCUCGCAGGCUGGGCCUGCCAUUCGCCCAGUGGGACGGACCCACCGUGGUGGCCUGGUUAGAGCUGUGGGUGGGCAUGCCGGCCUGGUACGUGGCGGCGUGCCGAGCCAACGUGAAGAGCGGGGCCAUCAUGUCGGCGCUGUCCGACACGGAGAUCCAAAGAGAAAUCGGAAUCAGCAACCCUCUGCACCGCCUCAAGCUGCGCCUGGCCAUCCAGGAAAUCAUGUCCCUCACCAGCCCGUCGGCCCCGCCCACCUCCAGAACGUCUACAGGAAACGUUUGGGUCACACAUGAGGAGAUGGAAAGUUUGGCAGCCACGCCUCCCACGGAGGAUGAGGAGGGCAGCUGGGCCCAGACGCUGGCGUACGGAGAUAUGAACCACGAGUGGAUCGGGAACGAGUGGCUGCCCAGCCUGGGUCUGCCUCAGUACCGCUCCUACUUCAUGGAGUCCCUGGUGGACGCCCGCAUGCUGGACCACCUGACCAAGAAGGACCUGAGGGGGCAGCUGAAAAUGGUGGACAGCUUCCACAGGAACAGCUUCCAGUGUGGUGUGAUGUGUCUGCGGCGGCUGAACUACGACAGGAAGGAGCUGGAGAGGCGGAGAGACGAGUCCCAGCUGGAGCUUUCAGACGUUCUGGUGUGGACCAACGAGCGCGUCAUCGGCUGGGUCCAGGCCAUCGGCCUCAAGGAGUACAGCAGCAACCUGUACGAGAGCGGCGUUCACGGAGCGCUGCUCGCCCUGGACGAAAGCUUCGACCACAACUCACUGGCUCUGCUGCUGCAGAUCCCCACCCAGAACACACAGGCCAGAGCGGCGCUGGAGCGCGAGUACAGCAGCCUGAUGUCCGUCGGCGCGGACAGGAAGGUGGAGGAGGAUGACGACAAGAACUUCCGGCGCGCUCCCUCAUGGAGGAAGAAGUUCAGGCCCAAAGACAUGAGGGGAAUGUCUCUGGGUGCGUCCGACACGCUGCCUGCUAACUUCAGAGUGACGAGCAGCAGCGCCGCGUCGCCCUCCGCGCAGCCAAAGAGGAGCCCCAUGGACGGAGGUCAGUCUAUACAGAGGCUGGACACUGCCACAGUCAGGACCUACUCUUGUUAACACAACGUUUAUCCUCAUUAUUUCUAUAGGUAGCCGCUGGUCAGAGGAUGAAGGGGAAUUCCCUGCAUUCAGAACCAGGAUGAUGAACUGAAGCGAAACUAAAAAGGACGAUUUUAUUGAUGGAGCAGAUACUUCCUGAGAGGAAACUUUCUAGAAUAAUCUACGUUUUUACGAUAUUUAUGUCAACCAAUGGGACUCUUAAUUGAUUUGGAGUUAUAAUGUAACCUCUUUUUGCCUCUGUCUCCUUAAUCAGCCCACUUUUUAAAACUGUUUGGUCUCAGAUUUCUGUAACUGAAUGUUUUUCUCGUCUGGAGUUUGUAUAUUUCCACCAGCAGACGUUUUAUCUAAUCUUUUUUAUAAUCCUGAUUAUUGACCAGAUGUAUGUUUUCCUUCUCUAAUCAUUGAAUUUAUUCUUAAGUGACUUUAUUAUGACAUAUAACUUAAUUCAUAUCUUUUUGUAGCUCCUGCCCUGUGAGUUUAUGUAAAUGCGGCUCUUAGUUGUGUGAAUAUCAGAUUAAUCGCUGGAGUUUCAUAAACUCUGAAUUGUCUGUCGCCUUGAACCGAACUGCUGGCAUGACGACAAAUAUCAUGUGAAACAGAUUUUUUCUGCUUUUCUUCUUUACUUUAAUACAAAAACAUGUUAAUCCUCCAGAGUUGAAGCCAUCUAACAGUAGCAGGAAACGAUGCGCAGGCUGCUUUCAGUGAAAUCAGACCUCCAGGUUUUAUGAGGAAGCUUCCUCCAUCCUUUCCCUGCAGAUCCCUUUAAUCCAGCCUUCCUAACCUCCGGAGAACCUGCAGACGUCCUCGCCGGUCCAGGCGGGCGCCUCGGGCUCCGUUAGCGGACCAAGUUCACCGAGGCCUCAGCUGAUCCCUGCUGCAUCACGUCCUCCCACAAACCUUUUAUAAAGUUACUUUGUACUAAGAUUUUAUACCAAGCCUUAUUGUUCUUAGCUCCUUUCCUGUCCCUUAUUUAUUAUCAGUCAUCCUCGUUGUCUCGUCCUGUUCGUUCCCCAGAAACACAGGUCCCAACGUCCGUCUCCAUGGCGAUGCAGAAGGAACCGACGUUUUUUUUUUUUUUCUUGUGAUUUUAGUCAUUUAUGCACAAAGCAAAUCAUGUUGCUGUUUUUAUUCCUGCUCCUCCUGUUGAAUCUUCUGAUCUUGUAACAAUGAUGUACAGUCUGAGUACUUAUAAACUAUUUUUAUCACAGUAUUAUUUAUUGCUUACUUUCAAUAAAAUACUGAAACUUA
Gambusia affinis (western mosquitofish) is the source of this 6056-nucleotide messenger RNA. RefSeq names its product PTPRF interacting protein alpha 1 (gene ppfia1). The transcript has 33 exons. The record is from RefSeq and is a predicted model, not a curated record. Gene Ontology annotation, molecular function: protein binding. Lineage: Eukaryota; Metazoa; Chordata; Actinopteri; Cyprinodontiformes; Poeciliidae. Gene Ontology annotation, biological process: synapse organization. Gene Ontology annotation, cellular component: presynaptic active zone. Bases 1059 to 4808 code for a protein of 1249 amino acids.